Messenger RNA from Pan troglodytes (chimpanzee), 4811 nucleotides. It is a transcript of the gene EMB, whose product is annotated as embigin. Gene Ontology annotation, molecular function: cell-cell adhesion mediator activity. Gene Ontology annotation, cellular component: axon; plasma membrane. Lineage: Eukaryota; Metazoa; Chordata; Mammalia; Primates; Hominidae. Bases 746 to 1729 code for a protein of 327 amino acids. The record is from RefSeq and is a predicted model, not a curated record. Gene Ontology annotation, biological process: axon guidance; homophilic cell-cell adhesion; dendrite self-avoidance. The transcript has 9 exons.
AGUAUCUACUCGCAGUAGCUUUUGCUUCUUGAGCUCUAGGUGGCUCCUCAGAAGCUGUUAGGCUUAACAAACAAAAAUAAAGUAAAAUCAGACACGGUAUGGGGCCUUGGGACUCUAAAACCUUCAUCCGGAGAAAAUCAGUUAAGCCUUCAGAGACUAGAAGAGAGAAUGUGUGUGAUUGGUAGGCAAAGCAAAGAAAGAUUAACACAAGUUGUCUGGCAGCUGGAUAAAACCUUACACCUGCGCAAAAAUAAGCCUCCCUCGUAAGAAAGCCCAAAGAUGUCCGGGGUCCGGGAGGAGAAAAGUGUCUCUCAUCUGUCCCAUCAAAGCAAAUUAGUGAAACCUGCCUCAGGUGAAGUGCAAAGGCCAGUCUGUAGGCAGAGUUUCAACCUCUCCCCACGAGAUUGGCUAGACAUCACCUGCCCAAGCUCUCUCCCGACCUGCUAGAGCCGAGAGGGCGGAGGCCGGAGAGGCUGCAGCCGGGAAGCAGCACCGCACAUCCGGGAACGCCAGCAGCCGGCUGAGGGCUGCAUAAUUGAUGGAGGGCCGGGCGCGGUAAGAGCGUCUCGGGGGAGUGGGGCAAGGCGGCCGGGCCCCUCCCAUUCCGCCUUUUCUUCAGCGUCCUACCCGCGGCACUGCCUGCGAGCGCCGGGCCACCUGCGAGUGUGCGCAGGGACUCUGGACACCCGCGGCGGCGAGCUGAGGGAGCAGUCUCCACGAGGACCCAGGCGGACCCUCUGGCGCCAUGCGCGCCCUCCCCGGCCUGCUGGAGGCCAGGGCGCGUACGUCCCGGCUGCUCCUCCUCCAGUGCCUUCUCGCUGCCGCGCGCCCAAGCUCGGCGGACGGCAGUGCCCCAGAUUCGCCUUUUACAAGUCCACCUCUCAGAGAAGAAAUAAUGGCAAAUAACUUUUCCUUGGAGAGUCAUAACAUAUCACUGACUGAACAUUCUAGUAUGCCAGUAGAAAAAAAUAUCACUUUAGAAAGGCCUUCUAAUGUAAAUCUCACAUGCCAGUUCACAACAUCUGGGGAUUUGAAUGCAGUAAAUGUGACUUGGAAAAAAGAUGGUGAACAACUUGAGAAUAAUUAUCUUGUCAGUGCAACAGGAAGCACCUUGUAUACCCAAUACAGGUUCACCAUCAUUAAUAGCAAACAAAUGGGAAGUUAUUCUUGUUUCUUUCGAGAGGAAAAGGAACAAAGGGGAACAUUUAAUUUCAAAGUCCCUGAACUUCAUGGGAAAAACAAGCCAUUGAUCUCUUACGUAGGGGAUUCUACUGUCUUGACAUGUAAAUGUCAAAAUUGUUUUCCUUUAAAUUGGACCUGGUACAGUAGUAAUGGGAGUGUAAAGGUUCCUGUUGGUGUUCAAAUGAAUAAAUAUGUGAUCAAUGGCACAUAUGCUAACGAAACAAAGCUGAAGAUAACACAACUUUUGGAGGAAGAUGGGGGAUCUUACUGGUGCCGUGCACUAUUCCAAUUAGGCGAGAGUGAAGAACACAUUGAGCUUGUGGUGCUGAGCUAUUUGGUGCCCCUCAAACCAUUUCUUGUAAUAGUGGCUGAGGUGAUUCUUUUAGUGGCCACCAUUCUGCUUUGUGAAAAGUACACACAAAAGAAAAAGAAGCACUCAGAUGAGGGGAAAGAAUUUGAGCAGAUUGAACAGCUGAAAUCAGAUGAUAGCAAUGGUAUAGAAAAUAAUGUCCCCAGGCAUAGAAAAAAUGAGUCUCUGGGCCAGUGAAUACAAAACAUCAUGUCGAGAAUCAUUGGAAGAUAUACAGAGUUCGUAUUUCAGCUUUGUUUAUCCUUCCUGUUAAGAGCCUCUGAGUUUUUAGUUUUAAAAGGAUGAAAAGCUUAUGCAACAUGCUCAGCAGGAGCUUCAUCAAUGAUAUAUGUCAGAUCUAAAGGUAUAUUUUCAUUCUGUAAUUAUGUUACAUAAAAGCAAUGUAAAUCAGAAUAAAUAUGUUAGACCAGAAUAAAAUUAAUUAUAUUCUGGUCUUCAAAGGACACACAGAACAGAUAUCAGCAGAAUCACUUAAUACUUCAUAGAACAAAAAUCACUCAAAACCUGUUUAUAACCAAAGAAUUCAUGAAAAAGAAAGCCUUUGCCAUUUGUCUUAGAAAGUUAUUUUUUUUUAAAAAUCAUACUUACUAUUAGUAUCUAUGGAAGUAUAUGUAACAAUUUUUAUGUAAAGGUCAUCUUUCUGUGAUAGUGAAAAAAUAUGUCUUUACUAAGUUGAAAUGAAUACUUUCUGCCUUUGCUAAUGAUAGUUAUUCUACAAUCUCCACAAGAAAAAUAUACCUUUUAUCCGGAAAUAUUGGUUUAAGGCAAAUAAAUAAAACUGUGCUUGCUCUAAAGCUCUGCACUACAAAAGCAAAUUUUCCAGUCUUUAUUCCACUCAUAACCACUGCUUUCCCCACCAGGCUAAAGUGCUUCUUAGUCUUAAAUAGGGUUUUGAACUUCAUAAGGUACACCAUUGUUUAUGUUUUAGGGUGCAGGUCCAUAUAGUCGUAAUACUUAAAACACUGCUACACUGAUGCUUUUGUGGCUCAUGGUUUCCUGGUUCUUUGAUUUAACACCUGGCUUCCUGGUAUCUAUGGCUGGUUAAAUAUCUAAACCUGCAUUAUUAGUGCUUUACAAUAAUAAUUCCCUAGACUGAAGUCCAGAAAUACUAAAGCACUUCUUUUUUAUUGCUGUGAAUGCCUUAGACUUAUCUUCCAAAACAGGAUACUUCGUUUCUAUUGCAUAUAUAACUGAAAUAUUUUAUAAACUCACUGUAAUCAAAUCUUAUAAAAUCUGAAUCGACAUGAAAAGUUGUCAGUGCUUGAAUGAAUACUAAAAUCAUGCCACAGGAUACUAGAUAACAUAAAUGACCAUGAAGUGUCCCACUGCUCAAAGGGCAACAACUUUAAGAACAGAAGCAAAGAGUGGUGGUGUGGAACCCAAGAUUCUUGGCGACUAGAGGAUUUAAAGGUUGGGGAGGAGGAAUUCAAUGAUUUGACAAGAAAUACUUUAUAAAAAUUUGCUCCAUGUAUUGGCUAAGAAAAAUAUAAUAAAAUUUUGGUAGUGAAAAUUGUAUCACUAAUGUUUACCAAUAUUACUAGUAUGAAUAAUACACAUAAGGUAGUGACUUGGAAGCUGCUCAAUACUUUGUUGCUAUAACAAAAUGCAAUAUUUUGUUGUAAAGCAUCUUAACUACACAUAUAAGUUUGCUGAACUUGAAUACAUCCCGGUAAUGGCAAACUUCAUUUUAUUCUUGGUUUUCAUUUUAUUCUGGUCUCAGGGCCAUACAUUUAUUUUAGUUUAAUUAAUUAUUAUUUUGACAACAUUACUUGGGUAAUAUCUAUAUAAUGGUAGAUAACCAAUCAGUUAGCUUAAUUAAUCUAAACUAUUUGAAUUCAGGGAAAUAUUAGUCAAAUCUGCUGUUUGACUAAAUACAAUUCAAAGCAGUAUAUUUGUGACUUGGAAUAUAGAACACGAACAAAUGUGUAGCCCAUCUGCAGUAUGCAUACUUCCAUUUUACCACCACUAACCAUUGAGGCUCAUACAAUUUUCAAGCAAGAAGCAUUGCUUCCCAAAGGUAAAAUAAUCAGGAAUAUUUCUAUAGUAAAUGGAGUUUUUAAUUGGCAAUACUGUUUAUUUUUUUCUAGCAAAGACAAUUUAUCUCAGUAACCUUAAAUAGGAAAAGUACUCAAAAAUUAAAGUUGACUUUUGGCUUUUUGUAGUCUCUCUGGAGGACUUCCAGAAAAUUACCACUGUUGGAUUUUAAUCUGAUUCCAUUAACCAGUCUUACAGAGAUGAUAAAUGAAUUAACUAAUAUUGACCAAAUAUAAAUUGACUGCAAAUAAUAAGCCGCAUAAAAGUUGAAGUAGGAAAACUACUCCAAGUUUAUAUAUUAGGCACCUUGGGGAAUUAUCUUAGUCUUUCCAGCUAACAAGGAUUUUCAGCAUAAUAAGUAGAUUUAAUGAUGGCAUAAAAUUCCCAGAUACUUUCAUAUACAUUUUUUUGCCAAAGUGUAAAUCUUCUCCUUUUGCAGUCUUUUUGUUAUUAUCCCAACAUCUAGCUGCUCAGGCCCUAAUUUAGAACUCAUUCUGAUAUUUUCUUCUUCUGUAUUAAUUAAUACUUAUGGGUCAUGAAUCCCUGCUCCUUUGACCUUUUUAAUAGCUCAUGAAUCCAUCCCAUUGCCUCCCCAACUCUGCCCACACCUGCUGCAACAGCUAAUGCCUUGAUUUUCCUACCUCAGUCUCCUUUUCUAUUAAUCCCUCUUUUGCGUGGCUGCCUGAGUCCACUUUCUCAAACACAAACCUCACUAUGCAACUUUGGAAUCUCUGUAGGCUCACCUUUGCCAUUUCUUAAUAUUGCAUUCUCCAAAUUGCUAAUCUCUAUCCAGUCUCUCGAACUAGACUUGGCACAUGGAGAUUCCGCUCAGAAAGUGCUCUUCACACUUCUACCUGCUUGACUAACCCCAGAUUAUCUUUCAAGACUUUAAUCUGAUCUUGUGUCUUAGAGAAGCCCCCAUACCUGGUAGAGCAUGUACCAUCUUACAUGCUUAAAUAACUCCACAUUUAUUUGUGUUUAUUACUCUGUGUUAUAAAUAUACAUUUGUUGGUCUCUCUCUUGGAUUAUUUUGUUUCUUUGUCCUGUAACUACCACUGAAAGGGUGCAAUACAGCUUUCUUGAAAUGUGUAUUGAACGGAUGAAUGUAUAAAUAAAAAUUAAAUUUUGUAAAUUUCUACUUAUUCUUAGAAAAAGAAUCUAAAUUGUGACAAAUCAGAAUUGAAAAAAGUAUUCUAAUAAAGAAAAACAAGCUUUUAUAACUCCA